GACGGAGGGUUCCCCCUAGUGGCUGCUUAAAUCCUGCCCAGCCCGCGAAAUUCUUCAGCCCAGCCAUACGUUGGACAGUACGACAACAACACACACAGGGAAAGCCUGAAAGGGGAGGGAGUCUGUAGGAAGAUGUUGUCAAAUGAGCUCUUACACUGGCUGUUCAGGGUGUUGCAGCCCGAAUACAGUGAUCCAAGAACCACAUACCAUGAUGUUGCGGUCUUGCUACAGAGGUACCCUACGCUGAAGCCGCGCACCAGGGUAUACACGUAUGAGACCGGUGAGUCGGCCCUACUGCUGGAUAUCUACGGCGCCCUGCCGUCGAGGAUUAACGGUGAAGUGUAUCGAAUCCCUGUGGAAGUGUGGAUUCCUCAUGAGUACCCGCUGGCGUCACCUAUUGCCUAUGUUACACCUACUGAGAAGAUGGUAUUACAGCCUGGGAAUCACGUCGAUACCAAUGGGAAGUGCUAUCUGGAGUAUACGGCGAACUGGAGCGCUGAGCGGAGAAGCAACGUUGCUGGUCUGUGUGAUGAUCUAUGCCUUGUGUUUGCGAAGGAGCCACCUGUAUUUGCCAAACCAACACAGCCAAUAGUACAGCCAGUGGUAAAGCCAGUGGUACAGCCAGUGGUACAGCAAG
Williopsis jadinii is the source of this 637-nucleotide messenger RNA. RefSeq names its product ubiquitin-binding ESCRT-I subunit protein STP22 (gene STP22). Gene Ontology annotation, molecular function: ubiquitin binding. The annotation marks the transcript as partial. Gene Ontology annotation, cellular component: ESCRT I complex. The transcript has 2 exons. Gene Ontology annotation, biological process: endosome to lysosome transport; protein modification process; protein transport. The record is from RefSeq and is a predicted model, not a curated record. Lineage: Eukaryota; Fungi; Ascomycota; Saccharomycetes; Phaffomycetales; Wickerhamomycetaceae.